Messenger RNA from Nylanderia fulva, 4634 nucleotides. NCBI's taxonomy places the organism in Eukaryota, Metazoa, Arthropoda, Insecta, Hymenoptera, Formicidae. The record is from RefSeq and is a predicted model, not a curated record.
CAGUCGUUUAUUUGAUCUGCGAAGCGAAAUCAUUUUAUUUCGUCGCCGCAUCGACGAUCUAUCAAUACUUAACUUUAAGUAUCUUGACAUUAAUAUAUAUAACCGAUACUUCGAGAGACUGAUAAAUAAAUAAAUUGACAAAGUGUGAAGCAGAACCUUUUUAUAAAACAAAGUGAACAAGGGAUAUACUAUUGCAGUGAUUAAUAUAAAACUACAUUAUUUUGUAAUGUGGCAUACAUUAUUGUGAUAUAUUUUUGCCGAAAUGCGUUUGAGUGAUGUUCGGAUUAGAAUCGAGCAAAAUUACAAUGAAGAAAUUGCACUAUUCGUACUGAAACGAUUAAUGUGAUUAAGUUUAAAAGAUUUACAGUGUGUAGAUAAAAAAAAGAGAAACACGAGAUGAAAAUUCAUUCAAAAAAGUGCAUUGUCGAGAGAUAGUAUUUAUUAAGUGUCUAUCGUGUAUGAUAGACGUGUAUGAUACAAUAAAUAGUAUUCCCUGAAAACUGCGAGUCCAAUUCUCGUUGUUUUGUCACCGAAUUUGUAUCGAAUAUCCUUUUCAGACUUAAUCUCUCGAUUGAUAAACUCGAAUUAUAUCCGCAAAAUGGAACGAUCAGAAGUAUUCAGUCUUCUGUUCGCGCUAUGUUGCGUUUUGAUCUCGGCGGAAAAGCAAUAUUAUUGUUCCUGGUAUGGUCAAUGUGGAAUAUCAGGUAUACAUCCACGAAGUUGUGUGGCAAAAGACAUCUUCCCCCAACCGAUUAAUGACACAAAUGCCGAAGCUAUUCUGCAAAGAAGGUGUCCGCAUUUAUUCGAGGACAAUGAAUCGCCAGAAACAUGUUGCACGGCCGCGCAAAUCGUUACGAUGGAUGAAAGUACGACUAUGGCCGAAGGUAUUUACGGCAGGUGUGCGACCUGCAUGAGAAAUAUAUUACGAUUGAUCUGUGAUUUCACCUGCGGUUCUGACCAGGGUCGAUUUGUAAACGUUACCAAGAGCGCCACAAAUGAGAAUGGCGAGGAAUAUGUCGUCGAAAGUGAGAUUCACGUGGCGGAAGAAGCUAUUAAUGGCACAUAUGAUUCCUGUAAAAAUGUUGUCAAUCCUACCAGUGGAUAUUUGGCGAUGGACGUGGGCUGUGGCUCACACGGGGCCAGCAAAUGUACUCCAAAAUUAUGGUACGAGUACAUGGGCAAAGGGAACCCUUUCACACCUUUUGAUAUUAUCUAUGUUUAUGAUAAAGUCGACGAAUGGGGCGACGAGCCAUGGAACGUGCAAGCAAAAAACUGCAACGAAACUUAUGACAACUCAUCCGUAGCCUGCAGCUGCGUCGACUGUCCCAUCGCGUGUCCUUUCAACAAAUUGGAAAUUAAUCCGAAUGAUACUUUUAUGAUUUGGGAAUUUAACGGCUAUGGUAUUAUAGCCGCUAUAGUUGUCGUUGUGCUUACAAUUCUAGCGAGUAUCACGUACGGUUUACUGAGUAUAUUUCGUAAAAAAGAGAUGCCAGUGAGAAGGACUCAUCGAAACUGUAGCCAGAAAUAUCAAAAAUUCUUCGAAAUCAUCUUCGAAGCGUGGGGAAAAGCAUUUGCCAAGUAUCCUAUUACCACCUUAUUGACGAUCACGUGCGUGAUUGUUGGUUUGAGUUUUGGAAUCAACUAUCUGUCAGUGACAGUAAAUCCUAUAGAAAUAUGGGCGGCACCAAACAGUAGAUCAAGGAUAGAAAAAGAUUAUUUUGACACUCGAUUCCAACCAUUUUAUCGAACUGAGCAGAUUUUUAUAAAAUCCGUCGGUCUCGACACGAUAAAGCGCGAUACUCCAAGCGGAGUAAUAGAAUUCGGACCUGUGUUUAAUAGAGAGUUCCUGCUGGCCGUAUUUGAUCUGCAGCAGCAAAUUUUCAGGUAUGUUCAUAUGUUUUUUUUUAUCAAAUAGUGAUAUAUAUUCUUGUUAAUUGAUGUUCACACAGUUGGGCCAAAAAGAUGAUGAAGGACUGAAAAGAUUUGCUAUGCUCCUGUGCAAAGUGAAUUCACUGGACCAGUUACUCUUGAUCUUUGCACGGUGCAAAACGUGUGGGGAUACUUUCAAAACAGCAUCGAAAAUUUUAACAAGACGGAGAUCAACGAAGGAUAUGAAUCUAAUUAUCUAGAUCACUUGUAUAAAUGUAUGCAAAAUCCUUUCAAUCCAGAUUGUUUAGCCCCGUAUAAAGGACCUAUAAUACCUGCCAUAGCAAUCGGAGGUUUUCUGAGAGAGGGCGAAUUUCAAUAUGAUUCCGCGGAUUAUAGUAAAGCGACAGGAUUAAUUGUAACAUUUCUGGUGAGAAAUUCGCUCAAGGAGGAGGAUCUUGCGCCAGUUAUGAAAUGGGAACAACGCUUACUUGAUUUUAUGGCAAAAUGGGAUCAAAAUGAUCGGCCAAACUUCAUGGACGUCGCAUGGUCGACCGAAAAAUCGAUACAAGAUGAACUAGAUAGAACUUCGAGAGCGGAAGUGAUAACGAUGGUCAUCAGCUACUUGGUCAUGUUCGUUUAUGUCGCUCUCGCCUUAGGGAAGAUCAAACUUUCAGUCGUCGGCUGCUUCAGAGAAAGCAGAAUCUUGUUGAGCAUCGGUGGAAUCAUUAUAGUUAUAGCAUCGGUCGCUUGUUCCCUCGGGGUUUUCGGCUAUGCUGGUGUACCAACCACUCUUCUCACUAUCGAGGUAAUCCCUUUCUUAGUGUUGGCUGUCGGGGUUGAUAACAUUUUUAUCUUGGUGCAAAACUAUCAGAGAACUCUUCGAUAUGCCGAUCAACCAAUUGUAGAGCACAUUGGUAAAGUUUUAGGUACGGUAGGACCGUCAAUGUUGCUCACCAGCAUAUCCGAAUGUUUCUGUUUUCUCAUCGGAGCGUUUUCUUCGAUGCCGGCUGUUAACACCUUCGCGAUGUAUGCCUCAUUAUCAAUCUUAAUUAAUUUCCUCCUUCAGAUAACGGCUUUCAUAGCUUUAUUAACUCUCGAUUCGCGAAGAAAUGAGAACAAUCGACUGGACGUUCUCUGCUGCAUUGCUACUAAGGGAAAUUCAAAAAGCGAGAAUUACAAGGGUUUGGUCCACACGAUCUUCGAGCGUGCUUACACGCCGCUUCUUAUGAAGACGCCGGUGCGAAUAAUUAUUAUAGCGAUUUUCACUGCCGCUCUCACUACUCAUGUCGUAGUUAUACCGCAAAUCGAAAUUGGAUUAGAUCAGAAGCUUUCGAUGCCUGAAGACUCUUACGUUCUGAAAUACUUUAAGUACAUGGACGAUCUUUUAUCGAUGGGUCCACCAGUAUAUUUCGUAUUGACAGAAGGUUUAAAUUAUAGCAAGAGAGAAGUGCAGGAUAUCAUAUGUGGCGGUCAAGGAUGCAAUACGGAUUCUUUGUACACGCAGAUAUAUUCGGCUGCCAAAGAGUCCUCGAUAUCAUAUCUGUCUAAAGCAGCCUCAUCUUGGAUAGAUGAUUAUCUCGAUUGGUCGACGAUUGAUGGUUGUUGUAGAUAUUUCGCUAACAAUCAAUCAUUUUGUCCACAUAAUAAUAAACAGUGCGAGACAUGCAAGAUUGAUAUUGACAAGAAUACCUCUCGUCCAGAUGAAAUAAAUUUCAGAAAAUAUAUUCCUUAUUUCAUAGAGGAUAUUCCAGAUGAAAACUGUGCUAAAGCCGGAAGAGCUGUGUAUUUGGAUGCAAUAAAUUUUUACUAUGACGAAUUUAAUCUGACUGACGUGGGCGAUUCGUAUUUUAUGGGUUAUCAUACGCCCUUAAAAAAAUUAUCCGAUUGGUAUGAAGCAUUGCGUGCUGCAAGAAUAAUAUCUGAAAAAAUCACAAAUAUGAUUAACGAAUCCGAUGUGGUGUCCGAGAAAAAUAUCCAGGUAUUUCCAUACAGUGUUUUCUACGUGUUCUAUGAACAAUAUUUAACUAUUUGGCAGGAAACGCUGUCGUCAAUAGGUUUGUCCCUUGCCGUGAUUUUCGCAGCAACGCUCCUUCUUACAGGAUCAUUAUUUUCUGCUGUCAUUGUUCUUUUUACCGUGUUGAUGACACUAAUCAAUUUAGGAGGUCUAAUGUACUGGUGGGACAUCACUUUGAACGCGGUUUCUCUCGUAAAUUUAGUCAUGGCAGCUGGUAUCUCUGUAGAAUUUUGCAGCCAUAUAGUGCACUCCUACAUCACUUCUACAGCCAUGACAAAAAUCGGUAAAGCAUCGGAAGCACUUUCUGUCACAGGAAGUUCUGUAUUCUCAGGAAUCACUUUGACCAAAUUCGUGGGAAUCGCGGUGUUGGCAUUCGCGAAAUCGCAGAUUUUCCGAGUGUUUUAUUUUAGAAUGUAUCUAGGAAUCGUCUUAUUUGGCGCAGCGCACGGUUUAAUAUUUUUACCAGUAUUCUUAAGUUUUAUAGGACCCAGGUAGAACAAAGAGAUGCAUAAAAGUUCAUCCCAAAUAACUCAUCACGUUUGUUUAAACAUUCAUCAAUAGGAUAAAUUGCACGUUAAUUAUAUCAAUAAUAUAAUGAUUCUAUGAAGAACUUAUUUCCAAAUAAAUAUUUUUGUAUUUUUUAAUAAUACGAUAUUAUUAGCUUCGAUACACGGCUCUCUGCGUUAAUUUGUGAUAAUCAUACUGCAUAUAGUCGUGAUCAUUGCGAAUUAAAAUACAAAUUUUCAUCAAA